GGGUAUAAAAAAAAUAAAUUUUAAAAUAUGUUUGUAAUUAUCUACAAAAUUAAAUAGUUUUAAAUCGAAUUAAAACAAUUUCCAUUGAAAUGGAAAAAAUAGUCACUAAUAAAAUGACUGUAGUGCUUAACGAUAUAAAGCAAUAAUUUUGGCCGAUUUCAAAAUGAAUUGGAAAUUCUUUAUAAUAAUUUUUACUUCUCAGUUAAUAAGAUAUUCAUGGGCUUCUUUGAAGCUUACAAAUAUAAAAUGUGAAGAACUCGAUUCAAAAUUUGCCGCAUUCAAUGAGUGUCGUCUACGACUGCCCAAACGUAAUACAGUGGCUUUAUUUCUUUAUGUUAAACUUUUUCAACUACCAGUAAAUAAUGUGUCGAUCAAUUUAUCCCUAAUGAAAAAAGCUAAUGGUUAUAAACCAUUUUUGUAUAAUGUAUCAACAGAUUUUUGCCUAUUUAUGAAGAACAAGAGACAACAUCCAUUUUUAAAUUUCUUUUUAAAUUUGCUGGUCAAAGCCUCAAAUAUAAAUCAUACGUGUCCAUUUAAUCAUGAUGUUAUUGUUCGUAAUUUAGUUCUUCAAGAGUCAAUGUUUCAAAUUUUACCACUACCAUCGGGCGACUAUAUGUUCAAGUUAAAAGUGGCCGCCUAUAAUGAUUGGAAGGCAGACGUGAAAGUUUACUUUCAUAGAAAUGACAAUGGAAUUUAAACCGAAUCAAAAUACAUCCAUAAACUAAAUUAUGUACACUUUAUUUAUUAGAUUCAGUGAAUAAUAUAUAUCUGCUUGAAACUAUCAUCAUACUAACCUAAGACAUCUGAGGAGGAAGCUUUCGUCUUUUUUCUUUCCUCUUUUCAUUACCCCAUAGGGGUAAUGGACUCCUAGCAUUGAACGGAAGCUGUUUCAAAAUUUAAUUUUAAAUUAUAUUUUGAGUUUUUAAUUUGGCGUAAUAAAUGGUACGACUUAUUUUAAACCUAAAAUGUACUGUGUAUCGGCUAUAUUUCGAUGAUUGGACUGGUAAAAGUAUAUGUUAUAGCAAAUAAAUAUUAUUCACUGAACCACAUAAACCAAAAUCUACAAUUUGUACAUGAAAAUUUUGAAAAAAAUAACAAAAUGUAUUUUUAAUUAAUCGAAAAAUUAAUUUGUGCUUAUAAAUUAGUAAUCAAAUUAAACUAAUUUAUUUUUAAAUAAUUCAUAUUAAAUACUCUUAAAAGAAAAUGUAAUAAAAAUGG
Lucilia cuprina (Australian sheep blowfly) is the source of this 1218-nucleotide messenger RNA. RefSeq lists its product as uncharacterized. The record is from RefSeq and is a predicted model, not a curated record. The transcript has 3 exons. The coding region runs from base 164 to 697 and encodes 177 amino acids. Lineage: Eukaryota; Metazoa; Arthropoda; Insecta; Diptera; Calliphoridae.